Messenger RNA from Xiphophorus maculatus (southern platyfish), 6423 nucleotides. Its product is annotated as myosin-11-like. Gene Ontology annotation, molecular function: cytoskeletal motor activity; actin filament binding; ATP binding. The record is from RefSeq and is a predicted model, not a curated record. Gene Ontology annotation, cellular component: myosin complex. Lineage: Eukaryota; Metazoa; Chordata; Actinopteri; Cyprinodontiformes; Poeciliidae.
CACCUCUGAAUCUCCAGUAAAGGCCGCCGCCUCCACCAACCCUGCCAACAUGGCCGACCUCUCUACGGACGACAGCAAGUUCCUCUUCCUGGAAAACGACUUCCGUAACAGCGGCGUGGCCCAGGCCGACUGGGCGGCCAAGAAGAUGGUGUGGGUCCCAUCAGAGAGGGAGGGAUUCGAACCUGCAAGCAUCAAGGAGGAGAAGGGAGAACAGGUUCUGGUGGAGCUCUCCAACGGACAGAAGGUGACAGUGAACAAAGAUGACAUCCAGAAGAUGAACCCGCCCAAGUUCAGCAAGGUGGAGGACAUGGCUGCGCUCACGUUCCUCAACGAAGCGUCGGUCCUGCACAACCUGAGAGAGAGAUACUUCUCCAGCCUGAUCUACACGUACUCAGGUCUGUUCUGUGUGGUGGUGAAUCCCUACAAAAUGCUGCCAAUAUACUCAGAAAAGAUCAUCGAGAUGUACAAGGGCAAGAAACGCCACGAGGUGCCGCCGCACAUCUACUCCAUCACGGACAACGCCUACAGGAACAUGCUGCAGGAUCGUGAGGAUCAGUCGAUUCUCUGCACUGGCGAGUCCGGAGCCGGCAAAACAGAAAACACCAAGAAGGUGAUUCAGUACCUGGCUGUCGUCGCCUCGUCACAUAAAGGCAAGAAAGACGUCAACCCUGAAUCAGUUGCUGCAGCUGUGGCCAAGCAGCAGCAGUCAGGAUCUCUUGCUUAUGGGGAGCUAGAGAAGCAGCUGCUGCAGGCUAAUCCCAUCCUGGAGGCUUUUGGAAACGCCAAGACCAUCAAGAAUGACAACUCCUCCCGAUUUGGGAAAUUCAUCAAACUAAACUUUGACGUGACCGGCUUCCUCGUUGGGGCGAACAUUGACACCUACCUGCUGGAGAAGUCGCGCUGCAUUCGUCAGGCCAACACAGAGAGAGCCUUCCACAUCUUCUACUACAUGGUGGCCGGAGCGAAAGACAAGAUGAGGGAGGAGCUGCUGCUGGAGGGCUUCAACAGCUACCGUUUCCUGGUAGCAGGCCACGUGGAGGUUCCCGGUCAGCAGGAUGACGAGCUUUUUGACGAAACUCUGGAAGCAAUGGCGAUUAUGGGCUUCACAGAGGAGGAGAGAUUAGGGAUGCUGAAGGUGGUCUCCACCGUCCUCCAGCUGGGAAACAUCAAGUUUGAGAAGGAGAGGAACAGCGAGCAGGCCACCAUGCCCGACAACACCGCGGCUCAGAAGGUGUGCCACCUGCAGGGCAUCAACGUGACCGACUUCACCCGCGCCAUCCUGACGCCCAGAAUCAAGGUGGGGCGGGAGGUGGUGCAGAAGGCCCAGACCAAGCAGCAGGUUGAUUUUGCAGUGGAGGCACUGGCCAAGGCCAUGUACGACCGCUUGUUCCGCUGGAUCCUCGCCAGAGUCAACAAGACGCUGGACAAGAGCAAGAGACAGUCGUCCUCCUUCCUGGGAAUCCUGGACAUCGCUGGCUUUGAGAUCUUCGAGGACAACUCGUUCGAGCAACUCUGCAUCAACUACACCAACGAGCGUCUGCAGCAGCUCUUCAACCACACCAUGUUCAUCCUGGAGCAGGAGGAGUACAAGAGGGAGGGCAUCGAGUGGAACUUCAUCGACUUCGGCCUGGACCUGCAGCCCUGCAUCGAGCUCAUCGAGAGGCCGAACAAUCCCCCUGGCAUCCUGGCGCUGCUGGAUGAGGAGUGCUGGUUCCCGAAAGCCACCGAUCAGUCGUUCGUGGACAAACUGCUGAACACCCACACUGGUCACGUGAAGUUCUCCAAACCCAAACAACACAAGGAUAAGCUGAUGUUCUCGGUGCUUCACUACGCUGGAAAGGUGGAUUACAACGCAGCCAACUGGCUGACCAAGAACAUGGAUCCUCUGAAUGACAACGUGACGGCUCUGCUCAACAACUCCUCCAGCGCCUUCAUCCAGGACCUCUGGAAAACGGUCAGUCCUCCAAUCGCACACAUUCAGACACCUCUAGAUGCUCUCUGUUGCCACGGUAACACCGUUCUGCAUCAUCACCCUGCAGUGGACCGUGUGGUGGGCCUGGACACCAUCACCAAGAUGUCAGAGAGUUCUGUUCCCAGCUCCACCAAGUCCAAGAAGGGGAUGUUUCGCACGGUGGGUCAGCUGUACAAGGAGUCUCUGGGGAAGCUGAUGACCACGCUGCACAACACGCAGCCCAACUUCGUCCGCUGCAUCAUUCCCAACCACGAGAAGAGGGCCGGGAAGAUGGACGCCCAACUGGUUCUGGAGCAGCUCAGGUGUAACGGCGUGCUGGAGGGCAUUCGGAUCUGCAGGCAGGGAUUUCCAAACCGCAUCGUUUUCCAGGAGUUCAGACAGAGGUAUGAGAUUCUGGCUGCCAACGCCAUCCCGAAGGGCUUCAUGGAUGGAAAGCAGGCCUGCUGUCUGAUGGUGAAGCACCUGGAUCUGGACCCGAACCUGUACCGCAUCGGUCAGAGUAAAAUGUUCUUCAGGACGGGAGUUCUGGCUCAGCUGGAGGAAGAGCGAGACCUCAAGCUGACCGUCGUCAUCAUCGCCUUCCAGGCGCAAGCACGAGGCUUUCUGGGGCGAAAAGCGUUUAGUAAACGUCAGCAGCAGCUGACGGCCAUGAAGGUCAUCCAGAGGAACUGCGCUUGCUACCUCAAACUGAAGAACUGGCAGUGGUGGAGGCUGUUCACCAAGGUGAAGCCAUUGCUGCAGGUGACCAGACAGGAAGAGGAAAUGGGCCAAAAGGAGGAGGAGCUAAAGGCGGUACGCGAAGUGGCAGCUAAGACUGAAGCUGAGCUGAAGGAAAUCUCCCAGAAACACAUUCAGCUGGCUGAGGAGCGAGCCCAGCUGGAGCUGAAGCUGCAGGCCGAGACGGAGCUGUACGCCGAGGCGGAGGAGAUGCGCGGACGUCUGGAGGCCAAGAAGCAGGAGCUGGAGGAGGUGCUGCACGAGAUGGAGGCGCGUCUGGAGGAGGAGGAGGAACGCAGCGUCGCCCUGCAGCAGGAGAAGAAGGACAUGGAGCAGCAGCUGCAGCUGAUGGAGGCGCACAUCGCAGAGCAGGAAGACGCUCAGCAGAAGCUCCAGCUGGAGAAAACGGCGGCGGAGGGAAAAGUGAAGAAGAUGGAGGAGGACAUCAUGCUAAUGGAGGAUCAGAACAACAAGCUGCAGAAGGAGCGAAAGCUUCUGGAGGAGCGCUUGGCUGAUAUGAGCUCCAACCUGGCAGAGGAGGAGGAGAAGUCAAAGAAUCUGACCAAACUCAAGGCCAAACAUGAGUCCAUGAUCUCCGACCUGGAAGUUCGUAUGAAAAAGGAGGAGAAGGCUCGUCAGGAUGUGGAGAAGGCAAAGAAGAAGGUGGAUGCAGAGCUGGCCGACCUGCAGGAGCAAUACGCCGACCUGCAGGCGCAGCUGGCCGAGCUACGAGCUCAGUUAGCGGCUAAAGAGGAGGAGCUCCAGGCUACACAGACCCGUUUGGAGGAGGAGAGCACCCAGCGCGCAACGCUGGUUAAGAAGGUUCGUGAGUUGGAAGCGUUGCUGUCGGAGCUGCAGGAGGAUCUGGAGGCGGAGAGGGCGGCGCGGGGGAAGGCGGAGGCCGCGCGACGGGACCUCGGAGAGGAGCUGAAUGCACUGCGCUCCGAGCUGGAGGACAGCUUGGAUACCACCGCUGCUCAACAGGAGCUACGAGCAAAACGAGAGCAGGAAGUAGCAACGCUGAAGAAAGCUAUGGAAGACGAGGGGCGGAGCCACGAGGCCCAGGUCCAGGAACUUCGUCAGAAACACAGUCAGGCUGUGGAGGAGCUGACCGAGCAGCUGGAGCAAGCCAAAAGGGUGAGGGCCAGUCUGGAAAAAGCCAAACAAGCCCUGGAGAAAGAGUCGGCAGACUUGAGCACCGAGUUGAGAUCCCUCGCCAGCUCAAAGCAAGAUGUGGAGCACAAGAAGAAGAAGGUGGAGGCUCAACUGAACGAUUUAAACUCCCGGUUCAACGAAAGCGAGCGGCAGAGGAAUGAGCUCGGGGAGCGAGUAUCGAAGCUGAAUAUGGAGCUGGAAAGUGUGGCCGGCCUGCUGAACGAAGCUGAGGGGAAGAACAUCAAGCUGAGUAAAGACGUCUCCAGCCUGUCCUCUCAGCUCCAGGACGCCCAGGAGCUCCUGUCUGAAGAAACCCGUCAGAAGCUGAAUGUGUCUGGACGGCUGCGUCAGAUGGAGGAGGACAGGAACGGCCUGAUGGAGCAGCUGGAGGAGGAGACGGAGGCCAAACGCGCCGUAGAAAGACAGAUGUCCAGCCUCAACAUGCAGCUUUCUGACCACAGGAAGAAGCUGGAGGAGAUGUCGGCGACGGUGGAGCUGCUGGAGGAGGGGAAGAAGCGGCUGCAGCGCGACCUGGAGGCCGUCCACGGCGAGUACGAGGAGAAGGCGGCGGCCUACGACAAGCUGGAGAAGAGCCGCGGCCGGCUGCAGCAGGAGCUGGAGGACGUCCUGAUGGACCUGGACGCCCAGCGGCAGCUCGUCUCCAACCUGGAGAAGAAGCAGAAGAAGUUUGAUCAGAUGCUGGCCGAGGAGCGGUCGGUGUCGGCCCGCUUUGCGGAGGAGCGCGACCGGGCGGAGGCGGAGGCGAGGGAGAAGGAGACCCGGGUGCUGGCCCUGAGCCGGGCGCUGGAGGAGAAGCAGGCCGUCCUGGAGGAGGCCGAGAAGGCCGCCAAGGCCCUGCGGGCCGACAUGGAGGACCUCAUCAGCUCCAAGGACGACGCGGGGAAGAGCGUUCACGAGCUGGAGAAGGCCAAGCGCGGGCUGGAGGCCUUCGUGGAGGAGAUGAGGACGCAGAUGGAGGAGCUGGAAGAUGAGCUGCAGGUGGCGGAGGACGCCAAGCUGCGUCUGGAGGUCAACAGCCAGGCGCUGCGGGCGCAGCAUGAGCGCGAGCUGCAGGCCCGAGACGAAAUGGGCGAGGAGAAGAGGAAGCAGCUCCUCCGUCAGGUGCGGGAGCUGGAGGCGGAGCUUGAGGAGGAGAGGAAGCAGCGAGGUCAGGCGUCCGGCGCCAGGAAGAAGCUUGAAGGUGAGCUGAAGGACAUGGAGGAGCAUCUGGACGCCACCAGCAGGGGGCGCGACGAGGCGCAGAAGCAGCUCCGCAAAGUCCAGGGGCAGAUGAAGGACCUCCAGAGGGAGCUGGACGACUCCAGAGCCGCCCAGAAGGAGGCGCUGUCCUCGGCCAGGGAGUCAGAGCGCAGAGCCAAGAUGGCAGAGGCGGAAAUCCUCCAGCUGCACGAGCUGCUGGCCGCGGCAGAGAGAGGCAGGAAGCAGGUGGAGACGGAGAGGGACGAGCUGUCCGAGGAGCUGGCCAGCAACUCCUCUGGGAGGUCGAUGCAGUCGGACGAAAAGCGCCGCCUGGAGACGAAGCUGUGUCAGCUGGAGGAGGAGCUGGAGGAGGAGCAGGCCAACAUGGAGAACCUGACCGAGCGUCUGAGGAAGAGCCAGCAGCUGGUGGAGCAGCUGGGGGCGGAGCUGGCGGCGGAGAGGGCGUCGUCUCAGAGCAGAGAGGGAAGCCGGCAGCAGCUGGAGAGGCAGAACCGGGAGCUGAAGGCCAAACUGCAGGAGGCGGAGAGCCAGAGCCGCUCCAGGCUGAAGGCCGCUAGCGCCGCCCUGGAGGCCAAGCUGAGGGAGGCCGAGGAGCAGCUGGAGGCCGAGAGCAGGGAGCGUCAGGCCGCCGCCAAGAACCUGCGGCAGAAGGAGAAGAAGCUGAAGGACCUGAGCGUCCAGAUCGAGGACGAGAGGAAGCAGGCGCAGCAAUACAAGGACCAGAUGGAGAAGAGCGGCGUCCGGGUGAAGCAGCUGAAGCUCCAGCUGGAGGAGGCGGAGGAGGAGGCGCAGCGCGUGGCGGCCGCCCGCAGGAAGCUGCAGCGCGAGCUGGACGAGGCAGGCGAGGCCAACGACGCCCUCAGCAGGGAGGUGGCGGCGCUCAGGAGCAAACUGAGGCGUGGCGGAGGGGAUCCGGCCUUCAGCGCUUCUCGGAUCAGCGGCGGCGGGAUCAGGAGCGCAGCGGGUCUGAGCGGCGGUUCGACCCGGCGGGUCAAAGAAAACUCUCUGGAUCUGCAGGAAGAGGAACGUCCCUCUCCGUCUCCUCCCACAUGCUCCCCGGAUGAACGCGAUGAGGCGUACCCCUGCUGCCCUGACGAGUGAAACGACCCCACGCCUCAUUUAUUAUUAAAAUAUAUUUAUACACUUUUCAUUUCAAGAUAAUGUAGAUUCAUGUCAGCGUUGGAGUUUAGAAAAUAGAAAUUAUUCUAACCGGAAUAAAAAAUUUGUGACGCAAAAUGAGAAAAAGAUCAUUUGAAAUAUGCCAUAAUAUAUUUAUAGGUUGAUAAAGAAAGCAAAUAAAGAUAUUUUCUGAUUAUGAAUUAUCUAAAUUUAUUGGAAAUAAACACAUUUUAAAGUGU